This is a messenger RNA of Adineta ricciae, 2021 nucleotides long. The record is from the annotation of a GenBank genome assembly. Lineage: Eukaryota; Metazoa; Rotifera; Eurotatoria; Adinetida; Adinetidae.
AUGUAUUCUCAAUAUUGUGCCCGAAGUUCUUUCGUGAAAAAUCUGAGUUUGUCUCUGCAUAUCAUUUUUCAACUGGUCAGUUUGAUCCACGGACAACUGAAUCUAUACCGAACAGAUCGUACACAGAUCUCUUCAUUGCCAUCGGAUGCCUUUGAUUGUUUAUAUUAUUAUGUUUUGGAGAAUAUUGUAAUGUAUAAUCUAAGCUCGAUAGAUUUCAAUCCAACGCAUCAAAUUAUUCCAUACUGUGUACGCACCAACCGUAAAGCAUCGACUUCGGUCAAUCCACUUGCCAAUUCAACUGCAUUCACAUUUGGCGAUUUACAAACAUAUGGAAUAGAGGCAUACGAUUUAUUAUCAUGGUCAGCACCUUUCGAUCUCGUCGAACGUUAUCAAGAAUACGUGAACGACUUAACACCAAAUAAGACUUCACAUGACGUUUUUUAUAAUUGUAGUUGGCCGUGGUUUGGCGCGCUCUGUGAAUAUACGUUUUACUUGAACAUGCACUCGUUUGAAUCUAUUGUGCGAAUGAUGUUCCUUGCCAAAGAUUAUCGAACCUCGGAUAAUUUCAAACCGACGAUGGUGACGAAUUUAACGUGUUAUACGCAUUUGAACUGCACUCGUGGGGCAUUACCUGCAUGUCUUGAUUGGCGAGAAAUAUGUGAUGGGCGAAUCAAUUGUUUAAACGAUGGUGUUGAUGAACAAAAUUGCUUCCAACUCGAAGCUAAUCAAUGCAGUGACGACGAAUUCCAAUGUCGUAAUGGAAUGUGUAUACCGGCCUCCUUUUUCGAUGAAAAUUCAUUCGAUCUCGACUGUAUGGAUGGCAGCGAUGAGAGCAGAUACCAGAGAUUGAAAAUGUUAGCUGAACCCCGCGUUUAUUGUUUUCAAGAUCCUGCUUUUCGAUGUGAAGAAGUCUCCUAUGCUGCUAGCUUUUUACAUAUGUUCUGCGGGGAUGGACAAGCUUGUUCUAUAAAUUCACAAAUUUGCUGUAAGAACGGUCGAGAUUUCCUAUUAAAAGAAAUCAUCGAGUCUUACGAAGAAAACAAGCAUUUAUCCAAUGAAUGUUGGCACGCAUUAUAUUGUUCUACCAAUCAUGCAGUGCGGCUCACUGCUGAAUGUUCCAUAUACUGUAUUAAGAAAACAAAUCAAUGUAUUAUAAAUAUGACAAAAGUAUGUUCUUCAUCAUUCGCCGUAUAUCCUCAAAAACCGGUUUUCGAUGGUCAUAUUCGCUAUGUGUACUUGACUAAUCAAACACAUAUACUGCAAGAUAUUCUUCAUAUUGAUGGAUUAUCAUGUGUGACAAGCGAAGCAAUGUCAUUAGAUCUCUUCGAAUAUAGUAGUUUGGAUUUUUUUCAAGCGUGUUUUAUCAUCAAUAUGAGUGGAAAUGACACACAUUGUCGUGAUUCAUCGCUUUUCCAUUGCCCUAACACAUCGAAAUGUAUUUCUAAACAGCGAUUGGUAGAUAUGAAGGUAGAUUGUUUCGACGGAGCCGAUGAAAAGUUCAAUGCAUCUUGCGCAUUGGCGAAGGAAGCACAUCGCUUCCGUUGUUCAUCUGAAGAGAAGUGUAUUCCAUGGUUAAAUUUUAGAAACAAUAUACACGAUUGUUUCGACGGAGAAGAUGAGCUCUCCUCAACAAAUGAGCCAAGCAGCUUCUCUUUUCAGAUUAUAUGUAGUGGAUUUCAACAUAUCGAUCUAAUAUCAUUUGAUGAAAUGAACGAAACAGACGAAACAAAUUGCGAGGAGUGGCCAUGUAGUAAUAUAUAUACUCGAUGUGAUGGUGGAUGGACUUGUUUAAAUGGUGAAGACGAAAUUGGAUGCGAUACUGUUUGGCAGCAGGUAGUUGAAUGUCCUCCAAAUCAUCAUCCAUGCGUAUCACCAUCGAAUUUGACGAAAAUAUGUCUACCAAUCACCCAAUUCAAUGAUUCAGUGGUUAAUUGUCUUGGAGCGCUGGAUGAACUAGCGUAUUGUCGACAGCAAAUGGGGCAAACAGAUCACAAACUGGCCACAUACAGAUGUUGGAAUGA